AUGGCUUUAGUUCCAUCUUCAUUUGAGGCUCAAUUUUUCAAUUUUUCUCAACUCCAAAAGGAUCAGACAUUUACUAUAUUAUCUACAGAUGUUGACCCUAAACUUCAAAAACUUUGUGGAGAAACUGACUACCCAAUCGAAUGUUUAACGUCAACUAUUCCAUUCUUAGAUGAAAAUGUUGCCAUAAACCCCAUAUCUAUUCUCAAAGUUGAGAUUGAUGCAAUUGAUAGCAAGACUAAAGAAGCGUUAGACAAAGCUUUUGAGCUUUCGGUGAAUCCCCCUCCUUCAAGACUUCUCCUUUCAUGUCUUGAAACUUGUAUCGAUAAUUACAAUUCCAUUCUAGAAAGCAAACAAAAAAUCCUUAAUGCUAUCUCUUUGGGUGAUGCUGACCAAGUGAGCAUGGAGCUAAGUUUCAAUAUGGAGAAUGUUUUUGCUUGUGAGGAUACGUUCAAAGAAGCUGAAAUUGAAUCGCCAAUAACAGAAUUGAAUUCAUUACUUGUCAAGAUAAUUACCAACAGUAUAACCAUCAGUGUUGGCAUGAUCAACUUUUAA
Messenger RNA from Gossypium arboreum, 552 nucleotides. RefSeq lists its product as uncharacterized. Bases 1 to 552 code for a protein of 183 amino acids. NCBI's taxonomy places the organism in Eukaryota, Viridiplantae, Streptophyta, Magnoliopsida, Malvales, Malvaceae. The transcript has a single exon. Gene Ontology annotation, molecular function: enzyme inhibitor activity. The record is from RefSeq and is a predicted model, not a curated record.